GCUCAAAUUUGACGGAAUAAUUAACUAUCCGAGCGCUGCCCUAAUGGCUCCUCCAGUCGCCGUUCAAAAUGGCUAGCCCUGUCGCCCUCUUCCCCGUCCGCUACUUCCGCUUCUCUUUCACGUUCUCUUCCAGCUCUAGGAGUAGGAUAUCGGUUAGGUGUUCAGCCACGAUGGCGACCACCAGCACCACCAUCACUCCAGCGAUCAUAGUUGGCGGCGGGAGGGUUGGUAGGGCUCUGCAGGGAAUGGGAGACGGCCGUGAUGUCCUCAUCGGUCGUGGACAGCAGGUUCCCUUUGACUUCGACGGUCCCAUCUUCGUCUGCACUCGGAACGACGAUCUCGACGCCGUUCUGGAGGCCACUCCUUCCUCUCGAUGGAGCGAUUUGGUGUUUUUCCAGAAUGGAAUGCUUGAUCCUUGGUUUGAGAGUAGAGGGCUCGGAGAUGCGAAUCAAGUUCUUGCUUAUUUUGCGGUGUCCAAGCUUGGGGAGCCUCCUUUGGAUGGCAAGACUGAUACGAAUCCUGAAGGGUUGACUGCAGCGUUUGGGAAAUGGGCUUCUGCGGUGGCAGCACGGUUGCAUAGCGGUGGUCUCUCGUGCAAGGUCCUCCAAAGAGAAGCUUUCCAAAAACAAAUGUUGGAGAAGUUGAUAUGGAUUUCAGCAUUUAUGCUUGUUGGAGCGCGUCAUCAGGGAGCUACUGUUGGCGUUGUGGAGAAGGAUUAUCGAUCUGAGAUUUUGUAUUCUCAGGUCACAAGCCUCAUUGCAGAACUGGAAUCUGCUGCUGCAGCUGAGAGGCAAUUAACAUUUGACUAUGGCUUGGAGGAGAGGCUAUGUGCUUACUCCAGGGCUGUUGCACACUUCCCCACUGCUGUGAAAGAGUUUAAGUGGAGAAAUGGGUGGUUUUAUUCACUGACUGAGAAGGCAAUUGCUCUAGGAAAAAAUGACCCUUGCCCACUCCACACAGCUUGGCUUAAAGAGAUUAAGAUCAUAUAAAUUUCUUCCUCUCCAUCGCAGCAAACUGGUAUGAAGUUACUCUUUCGAAUUAAUGGUACUUAUUUUGGAACAAGGAAUUAACUUCUGUAAAAAAUUGAAAAAACUGAAAUUCUGGGGAAGGGUCGUCUAAUUGCCACAAAUAUGUUUAAGGUUUCGUUUGGGAUGAUUUUUUUACUGUUUUUUAAAGCAGGUUUUUUAGUACAAAAUUUUAAAUUUUUUUUUUUUUUUACUAAAAAGCUGCUUUAA
Dendrobium catenatum is the source of this 1235-nucleotide messenger RNA. RefSeq lists its product as uncharacterized. The coding region runs from base 69 to 989 and encodes 306 amino acids. The record is from RefSeq and is a predicted model, not a curated record. Lineage: Eukaryota; Viridiplantae; Streptophyta; Magnoliopsida; Asparagales; Orchidaceae. The transcript is spliced from 5 exons.